GCAGGAGAAGGAGGUGGCAGAGAAGAUCAAGGAGAGCCUGGCAGUGACUGAGUAUGCCAAGCCAUCCAGUGCAUUGGUGCUGAGUGGUAUGUCCAGCAGUGUGGUGCAGUACACAGUGUUUGAAAUGCAGCUGUCCUUUACUGUGCUGGAUACAGAGGGUGCACCCACCAGUGACCUGGGCCACAAGAGUGAUCCCUGGCAGGUCACGGCAAGUCUCUUGGGAGGUCCGCCAGGUGCCAUCCUCAUGGGCACCACAACAGUUCCCAACAGGAAUGGCACUGCCAUCUUCACCAACCUGUCUGUCAGCAAGCCCGGGGAAGGCUACAACCUCACUUUCACCAUCACCUACCCCAGCUAUGCUCCAGCCCUCACCACCACCCUGGAGGAGACCUUCAGGCCAGACAUUUGUGGGCAAACUGCUGGCAAAGACUGCUGAGGGACACUUUGAGGUUAUCCAGAGGUAUGCCAAGCUGUAUGUACCAGAUGAGGCCGUGUCAAUGCUCACCUUUGAGAACGUCAUAUUUGAGGCGCCAGACGUGAGACAGCAACUCAUAGCCAAGGUUGCUGUCGUCUCCGCUAGCUGGACUGGUGGUGUAUCCCUCACAUCUGGUCAUCAAGGAGUACCCCAUGGUCAAGUCCUUGCACACCGAUCCGUUCUGAUGGAAGCAGUUGGAGGGUGUGGAGGAUGUGGAUGGCCAAGGAAAUCCAUCUCAAAUACCCAGAGAUCCUCCAUGCCGCUCACCCCUUCUUCCUCUCCCUCAAGUUUGUGGGUGCUGGUGGCUCUCUCCUGGAUGGAGCAGUUUUCGUGGAUCUAUUUACCUGAGAACAACUUGUCAACAAUUCCUGUGGAUGUCGUCAUCAGCAAGGUCAGUGUUAGAUACCAACUUGCUGCUCAGGUGUCUGUUGUACCUGCUGGUUGGCAUCUCCACUUUGUCUCUCCUGGUGCUGACAGAUUAGCAGCAGGAGUGGGAACUGCAGUGGCUGUAACUCAUAUGACUUCACUGGUACCAAUCCAGACCACCUGGCUUCCCCAGGGACAGGCUUGUGUCACCCUGACCUUACCUCUACCUAUACAUCUACCACUGCACUACAUUUGGAAUCUGGUUGAGUACAUGUACUCAGACCCAAGCCUGAUGUGCUUGGUGGUGUAUCCUGAAAAUUUGGAGAUCCAGGAGAACUCUGUCACCAAGAACGUGCAAAUGAAUGUCAUUGGGUGGCUGAUGGCAGCUCCUCAAGUGAACCCAGAGAUCACUGGGCUAAAGUACAGCAAGAUGAGUGCCUUGGAGAAGCUGUGCCUUGAGUUGAAGGCUGCAGUCACCAUCAGAAAAGAGCAAAGCUGCAACAAGUCAUCCAAGUACUUUGUCAAGAAGGUUUAUGUUGAAGGCAACCUCCUGCACUGCUCUCAGGAGAACAGUGGGACUCAUGACCGCCUCCAAGACCCACAGAGGAUUGGAAGGCAUAAAUUCAAUCUUGGAUAACUAGACAUUUAAAACUGGUGACUCCACUUGUCAGAUUGUAGGUGGGAAAGUUUUAGGGUUGAUUGAUGGGAACAUUGUUGAUCUAAAUUCUUUUUUGGUAAAGUACUGUAAAUCAUUUGCAUGUGAAGUUUCAAAUGGAUGAAAUAGCAUGAAUGGUAUUGUAGUUGAAUUGUUCUUUGUAGCUGGAAAAAAAAAUUAGGGUCAAUUGAUGGGAAAACUAUUGUUCAAAAUCCUUUUAUUGUAAACUAGAUCAUGUACAUAGUUGUGAAAUUUUUUUUGGAAAUGAAAUAGCAUGAAUGAUGAUGAUGUUUGUGUUGUACUAUGGGUAAACCAUUGGAAAAAAUGUAGUAGUUAUGAACAAAAUUGGAUUAACUAAACAUCACUGAGGUUGUAGUUGUGAAAUUUUGGUGUAAAUUAAUGUAAACAAUGAAAUACUUAAUCAUUAAAGUUUUAAUCUUAUAUUAGGAGUCAUUGGAAAUUAGCUAAAAUAAACACCCUUAUAUCAUCUUAACCCUAUAAUGACUAACCAACUUUCCUCUCAAAUCAUAGCAUAGUUUUAACACAAGUAAACAGUGCACAGCUUUGCCAAAUGUUGUCAUAAAUCUGUGUUGGAAAUAUAGUCUUCAUCAAGCAUUA
Molecule: messenger RNA, 2114 nt
Organism: Scylla paramamosain (green mud crab)
Lineage: Eukaryota; Metazoa; Arthropoda; Malacostraca; Decapoda; Portunidae
Exons: 10
Coding region: 273-1478 (401 amino acids)
Source: RefSeq, a predicted model, not a curated record